Messenger RNA from Danaus chrysippus (African queen), 993 nucleotides. The record is from the annotation of a GenBank genome assembly. Lineage: Eukaryota; Metazoa; Arthropoda; Insecta; Lepidoptera; Nymphalidae.
AUGGAAGUUUGUAUCGACAACGGUCCUAUAUAUAAGUCUGAUCACCAAGUCAUUGGCUACACGGCUCAGUGUUAUCAUAUGGAAGAUGAUGAAAACGAUAUAAUUUAUCAAUCUUCCAAUAUAAUAUUUACCUUCAACCAUAUAAUAUACGACGCAGAUGACAUCUACAGUCUCACUUGUUGCGGCGUCAACAUAUUCAACGUUGAUAUGACGGCUGAAGAUGAAUCGUUUUUAAAAAACAUCACAGAUGUUAUUACUGAAUCCGAAAAUCUCCCAAGAAUGUUUCCAUAUACAUACUACAAACCAACAGGUUUAUCUGUUUCUAUGGAUAUCAACAAAGCUGUAGAUAUUAAUGAAAGAGUGGAUAUUAUAUUAUUGAAAGAAGUUAGAACAGUUGAUGAAUUGCUAAGUUUUAAAAAACAAAAUCCAAACUUCAGCAACAAAACAAUCAUGGUCUGGCUGACGAGGUGGACGUUUGAAGAAAUAAGUAUUGUUAAGUUUUCAGAUGGAGUUGUGUUAGAUCUUCUCGACGAUAAUCAAAAUUGGGAUGAAUUUUGUAACUGUCCUCUAGACUUUUGUAAAGAGGAGAAAAUACCUGUGCUUGCUCCUUUGUCUACAGCUUUUGCAGCAUCCCUGGCUGCUCUUACAAGUGACGCCAAAGUAAUACUAGUACUAUCAGUUACCGGUGUUUCAGCUCAAUUAAUAUCUUUUACUUCACCACCUUGUCAUAUCAUUUGUAUUAUAUCAAGAAAAUCAACGGCUCGUCGACUACAUAUGUAUCGUAAAGUCAUCCCAUUAUUUUUUCAGCCGAAUCGCUCCACAAACUGGCAUCAGAAAUGUUGGAGUCGCAUACAUUUUGGCACGACUUUCGCUUUGAAGAUCGGUUUGCUGGAGCUUGGAGCCAAAUUAGUGGUGGUGCAGCCCUCGGAAGAAGCAAAUGGAUAUUGUGAUUCUUUGCGAAUUUUGUCCAUUCCAUUGCAAUGUGAUAACUGA